AUGUUAUUAGAUGUAAUUGUUCUUCCGCAAAUAAUCCCCACUUUAAUUAACCACUUGGCUGAUCCUUGUGCCCAACGCCUGGCUAAGAAACGAACGCGGAAAGGCGUCGCUCUUCAGGAAAUAUCUGCUUAUUAUAUUUACCUUUGUUCAAUGUUAUCUAUCUAUCUAUCUAUGUCAGUUUGUUCAUAUCUAUCUAUCUAUCUAUCUAUCUAUCUAUGUCAGUCUGUUCAUUAUGUCAGUUUGUUCAUAUCUAUCUAUCUAUCUAUCUAUCUAUCUAUGCCAGUCUCUUCAUCCGGUACAAAAAUUUACCAUUGCCCCUUUCACACGUUCCAUCUUUCUCCACACGCAAUAGCUUUUUGCCACCGAGUUGCACCCUUAUUUUGCUUAACAAUAGAUCUAUCUAUCUAUCUAUCUAUCUAUCUAUCUAUCUAUCUAUCCUUUAUUAAUCUACAUUUGUUAUUUCUUCUUUGUAUUGGGUAUAUGCUUUAA
Acanthosepion pharaonis is the source of this 489-nucleotide messenger RNA. The record is from the annotation of a GenBank genome assembly. NCBI's taxonomy places the organism in Eukaryota, Metazoa, Mollusca, Cephalopoda, Sepiida, Sepiidae.